Messenger RNA from Acanthisitta chloris (rifleman), 1380 nucleotides. Its product is annotated as BPI fold-containing family B member 4-like. Bases 1 to 1380 code for a protein of 459 amino acids. The record is from RefSeq and is a predicted model, not a curated record. The transcript has 15 exons. Gene Ontology annotation, molecular function: lipid binding. NCBI's taxonomy places the organism in Eukaryota, Metazoa, Chordata, Aves, Passeriformes, Acanthisittidae.
AUGACGGUACUGAAGCUUUUUGGAAUCAUCUAUUUCUGUGGCCUCCUCCCACCCUCGCAGGAAGUCUUGUCUGGGCUGUCCUGUGCCGUCAGUCCGCGGGCGAUGCAGAAUGUUCUCUCAGAUGCCAUAAUUCAUAAUGGGCUUCUCCAGCAGCACCUGCAGGGCCUUGUGCUCCCCAACAUCAUGGGUCAAGGGAGUCUGCUGAACUCUCCCACCAGCAUCACAGGCCUGCACCUUGUCAAGGUCCGGCUGCCCAGGCUGUCGGUGGUGCUGCUGCCAGGGAUCGGGAUCCAGCUGACCAUCGGGGCAAAGCUGCAGCUCAGUGGCAACUGCUUGGUUGGGCUGCUUUCGGAACUGAUUGAUAUCUUAGUGGAUGUGAACAUUACUGCAAACAUUAAAUGCACAAAUUUUGAGUCGGGCACGGUCCAGGUUGUCAUUGAAGACUGUCUCUGCAUCCUCGGGGCCAUAAAGAUCAAGGUCCUUUCUGGCUUACUCACCCUGUCAGUAAAUGAGAUAGUGCUUCGCCAGCUGACAGCGACUCUGCCUGCUUUGUUGUGUCCUGUACUUGACAUUGUGAUGAACCUUGUGAACAUCCAGCUCCUGGGCACUCUCAAUGCCGUGAUCCCAGUUGGCACAGCAGGAACGAUCCACUACCAGCUGGCCAGUGUCCCCUUUACCUCUGGCAAGUUCCUUGGGCUGGAUUUAGAUGGUGCAGUGAAGCAGGUGGGAGGCAGCAUCAUUCCCCACGACUCAUCCCCCUCUGCUUUGCCCCCACUGCUGGACAGGAUCCUGCUCUUGGCGCUGCGCCAGAGCUUCCUCAACGCAGUCCUGACCCUCCUGCUCCAGAUGCCACCACAGACCUUCCCCUGUGCGCCAGACGUGUUCUCUGGUGCCAGCCGUCUGCAGGAAGCCAUGUGGACCAUCACUCCUGCUGGGUGCUCUGUCUGCCGUGGGACCAGUCCUCUGAGCAUCAAGCUGAUGUUGGGUGGAAACCCACUCAUCCUCUUGGAAGAAAACAAAGCCACCGUUGAGCUUGGAGUCCUGAUUCAGGUGUUCAUUAACCGUAUAGAUGGAUCUGUCCUCAACCUUCUGCUGCUGAAAGCUGACCUUGCUCUGAAUGUCCGUGUGUCGAUUGUUGGAGGCAGACUGGUGCUGAGGCUGUCCCUGGGCAGCACUUCCCUCUCCUUGGAGUCUUCUGAUGUUGGCAUCAGUAAUAUCUCGGUCCUGAAGCCUCACUGCAGCAGUCUGCUGGUGGAAACUUUACUGCCCAUGAUCAAUGGUGCCCUGAGCAUCGGAAUCCCACUGCCAAAUGUGCUGGGCAUUCCCUUGAUAAAGGUGGACGUUCAGAUAUUAACGGGCCUGAUUGUGCUUCUGGUGUGA